Molecule: messenger RNA, 3175 nt
Organism: Polypterus senegalus (gray bichir)
Lineage: Eukaryota; Metazoa; Chordata; Cladistia; Polypteriformes; Polypteridae
Gene: ascc2
Product: activating signal cointegrator 1 complex subunit 2
Exons: 21
Coding region: 366-2630 (754 amino acids)
Biological process (GO): regulation of DNA-templated transcription
Molecular function (GO): ubiquitin binding
Source: RefSeq, a predicted model, not a curated record
AUACCCUUCCACAUUUAUAUACGUUUUUUGGAAAUUUCAACAUUUCCAUUAUUCCUUGGAUGAUAAACACGAAAAGGGUGUUAAAGAAGGUAUUUUGAACUAUACUUAAAGAACUACCAAUAACAAGUCCGACUUUGGCGUCACAGUUAAAACAACAAAAACACAAGCUAAUGUGACUUACCAGAUCAGGAUGCAUAACAACCGCCUCUACUGUAUAUAGAGAAGCACCGUGUCACACAGUGAGAUGGACUGGCAGCUUUCAGAUAUGACGGUCAACACCCAUCAGAAAUUUACUGAGCCUUAAAACACACAACCUGAAGGAAUGCAAGAAUGAUUCUGUGUAAUGUCAAUGUAAACUUUUGAAGAUGGCGAAGAGUAAUGUUCCUUUGGACGAGCUUCAAGUGACAGAAAGAGAUCCGCGAACAGGAAAGGAAAUUUCACAGCCGGCUUUGCACCCAAACAGGUGUGAAGAUCGUUGUUUUGUGCUAUAUAAGCCACCUUCACAAGAUGGCUCACCAGCCGAUGUAGAAGAAUACCUGGAACUGGCUCAGUUUAUUGCUGAGGAUUUGGAUUGGGUUUUGUCCCUGCCACAUGAUAAAUUUUGGUGCCAGGUGGUGUUUGACGAGUCUCUACAGAAAUGUCUGGAAUCAUACCUUCGUCUGGCACCCCGUGGUUUUGACAGUGACAUGACAACAUCGCCAGCGGUUAGUGACAUGCAGAAGCAUCUUCAUCGCAGUGUCUUCUUCACAUUUCUCCGAAUGGCAACUCAUAAAGAGUCUAAGGAUCAUUUCAUUACUCCUGCUGUAUUUGGAGAAAUUAUAUACAACAAUUUUCUUUUUGAUAUCCCUAAAAUCUUAGAUCUGUGUGUGUUAUAUGGGAAAGGAAAUGGUCCUCUUUUACACAAAAUGAUUGAAAAUAUCUUUUCGCAACAGGAAGCUUACUAUAGUGAUCUGGAUGAAACUAUCCCUACUGUGCUUCAGGUGCUAGAUAACAUUCUUAAGAAAUGUGGCUUGCAAAUGGAUGGGGCCUUUACAGGAGAGCCUCAGAAACUUGGGGUACAGGGCGCUCCCUCUCUUAUGGAUAUCAGUUUAAUGGAUUUUGUGGACGUGGUGCAAUUCUUGUGUGAUACAUGUACCACCCUUUGUUCAUUCCUUGAUAUUUUCCCAACAGCCUGCAAAACUUUUCAAAAUCACAAAUUUCUUACCAGGCUGGCUUGUUUCUAUGAGAUACUUGUUCCUGAGCUUGAGACAGCUAUCAGGAGAAGAACAUCUGAAGAUAAGAGAAUUCAGGAGGAUUUAUGGACAAGACUUUGCCAUUCACAAAAGAAGAUGAUUGAAAUCGCACAUUUUCUUAUCAACUAUUGCUGUUUGCAGCCCAUUCUGGAAAGCAGCAGCUCAGAGAAUAUCAAUCUAUUUGUGGAAGAUUUCCUGCAGAUUUUUACAACACUUAUUCAGGAAAAAAGGUUUCUUGCAGACUAUGAUGAACAGUUUCCUGUAGCAGAUGAUAUCAGCUUAUUACAGCAAGUUUCUCCGUUCCUUGAUGACACUAGAACUUCGUACAUCCUCCAAGGUGUUGAAUCUGCCUGGGAAGGGUUGGGCAGGAAAAAGCAUGGUGUCCCCACAACCCACACAUCUCAUCCUGAGCCACACAAACUUGAGGCUGAAGGUGCUGUGGGCGGAUCAGAGGCACAACCUCAGAGGGAAAUCAAUAAAAACACUUCAAAGCCAUCACAAGUCUCGGUAAGUUCUGGGGAACUGGAAUCGUUAAUAUUCCAGGUCCAAGACCUGCUCCCUGAUCUGGGGGAAGGGUUCAUCAUGGCCUGCUUGGAGGAGUAUGCCUUUGAUUCAGAGGUUGUCAUCAACAACAUCCUGGAAAGCAAACUGUUGCCAAACCUGGAGAAGCUGGACCGCACUCUGCCGAGGCCUAAAAAAGAAGUUUCAACAGUACUCAGCUCCAGGUGUAAUAUUUUUGAUGACGACGAGUUUGACGUGUUUAACCGGGAUCACGUUGACACGUCUUGCAUCUGGAAAGGAAAAAGACAAAGGGGAAGUGCCCGUGCCUUAGUAAAUGAUAAGCAGCAUGUCAAAGAGCAGAAAGAAAGAUACAAAUCUUAUGAAGUGGUGGUGGAGGAAAUUCCUGUCGGUGAAGGCAGCAGAGAUGGUUUCUACACGGACAACUAUGAUGAUGAGUAUGAUGACACAUAUGAUGCCAACCAGGUCGGUGCCAACGAUCAGGAUGACGACACUGAGCUUCUUAGUCGCAGACCUUUUACCACUCCCUUGAUCCUGUCUACCAAGAAUAAACAAGAGCUAGAGAACGAGCGAGAUGACAAUGAAGAUGACGACUACAAAGAAGAAGAGAAGAAUAACGGCCCAAUGCGAGAUCUGUUCAUUCAGGACCCUGCUGUUCUCCGUGAACAGGCAGAAGCUAGAAGAGCUGCCCAGUACCACAGAAGAGGGUUUAAACCAGACAGUUCUGCGAAUGUGACCGGUGCACCACGAGGACGCGGUCAAAGUAAAGAAACGGUGCAGGAGCGCCGCAAGAAGGAAAGCCACAAGUCAACCCGUGCCAAUCACAACCGAAGGGCGAUGGCAGAUAGGAAGAGAAACAAGGGCAUGAUCCCCUCGUGAUGUGGACUUUUACAUGAAUGCGCAUAGGAAAAAGAUGUGGUGAUGAGCACAUAAUCACCGCAUGGCUGCACUAAAAAAAAAAAAAGGACUAUUUUCAUAAAAAUGUUUACUUAAUUUAAAAUUCCAGGAUAAACACAAAAAGUGUGGGGAGCACACUGACCAUAGGACAUGUCAAGCAGUUCAGGAAUGCAAUGAAUGGAAAUAUACCUCAGUUUCAAGCUGAAAAUCCACUUUUCAUUUUCAACCGGCCCAGUACCAACAUGGCAUCAAAUGUAGCGAGUAAGCAACCAUCUUCUGUCCCAUUUCAGAAGACACAGGACGUUCACCGUUAGCUGUAGCCCUUUAAACCCAACGACCCCACCGUCACAAAAGCAGCCUGGCACUGCUGUGGUCAACCUGUAGGGUUAUCUGUUGACAGAAACUAAGGAACCAAGUUUACAUUGGAAGGACAUUUUACUUUUCUGUGUAAUUAGAAGCUCAAAUUUAAAAAUUAUUUUCAGCAUCAACAAUGUAAUUUCUGUACAAAAUAGAUUUCAAUUUUACAA